Molecule: messenger RNA, 1282 nt
Organism: Arabidopsis lyrata subsp. lyrata
Lineage: Eukaryota; Viridiplantae; Streptophyta; Magnoliopsida; Brassicales; Brassicaceae
Product: probable inactive shikimate kinase like 1, chloroplastic
Exons: 11
Coding region: 79-921 (280 amino acids)
Cellular component (GO): chloroplast
Source: RefSeq, a predicted model, not a curated record
AAAAGAAAAUUAUACGUGGCGGAUAUCUUGGGACUAGAGGAGGAGGGAGAGGAGCUAAGAGACCAUUCGUCGUCGUCCAUGGAGAUCUCUGCGUCUGCUUCUCUAACUUUCUCUGGAUUCGUUCCUCGUCUUCUUCCCUUGCUCUCUCCUCAAGCUCCAACUACCUCUUACAAGCCGUUGCUGUCUUCUUCUUUUUCUAAUAGACUCAUUUCUUCUCACAGUCGUAUAGCUCCGUCUCAGUCUCUCGCCGAUCAAUCUGCCUCCACCGGGAUCAGUGUUGUUGAUUCGGAUCCCAUAGAUGUUGUAAAGAGGAAAGCUAUGGACAUAGCCCCUGAAUUGAAAGGAGCUUCGAUAUUUCUGGUUGGGAUUAAUAACUCUAUUAAAACGAACACGGGGAAGCUUUUGGCUGAGGCAUUACGAUAUUACUACUUUGAUAGUGAUAAUUUGAUCACAGAGGCGGCUGGUGGAAAUGUGUCUGCUCAAGCUUUAAAAGAAGCUGAUGAGAAGGCUUUUCAGGAAUCAGAGACUGAAGUGCUGAAGCAGCUAUCAUCUAUGGGUCGGCUUGUAGUUUGCGCUGGAGAUGGUGCGGUCCAGAGCUUGACAAAUCUUGCACUUCUAAGACACGGAAUCUCCAUAUGGAUCGAUGUUCCUCUGGAUAUCGCAGCUAAAGGGGAUGAUGACUCAUUCAACUCAGAACCAUCUCCUGAGUUGUUUGACACACUAAAAGCGAGUUACGAAAAAUCAAGAAAGGGUUACGAAACAGCAGAUGCAUCCAUUUCCCUUGAAAAAAUAGCCACAAAACUGGAAUUUGAAGACUUGGAAGCAGUAGCUUCUGAAGACAUAGCUUUGGAGGUCCUGAAAGAAAUCGAGAAGUUGACUAGAGUGAAGAAAAUGAUGGAAGAAGCUUCUCGACCUUUCUAGUGACAUGUGUUCUACAAGACGAGGUUCAGCUUUGGGUGGAGGAGAAUCAUCUGUCCUCAUCUCACGUGAGAUCGAUCACGUGCUGGGCUUAAUCUAUUGAUCCACUAGUAUGUGGGCCUUGAUUUAUGGCCCACUAAGGGAUAAGAGCGAGAAAUAGUGAAAGGGCACAAAAAAGCUCAUCCCAGUUCCCAACAGCUUUCUUGUCUCUCUCGUCUUUAAAAAACAAAACAAUUAUUUAUUUUUUCUCCAUUUUUACUGUUCGUUGGAGUUAUUUCUUUACGGUGAAAAAGACAAUAAAAACGGUAAUGUUUAUUGAUUAUUAACGAUUUAUCAUUUAUUAAUGUAAUAAAAGUUGAAGAAA